GUUCACGGUUUCAUCCUCUCGAUAGUGCGGGUCAUUUAGCUUUAGGGUUUGAGGAGCUUACUCUAACAAAGAGGGACUUCCAAGUUUCAUCAAUGGCGCCGAAGGAGAGGAAGCCUAGGGUUACAAGAAACCCUGAUCUGAUACGAGGUGUUGGUAAGCACUCGCGAUCGAAGAUGUACCACAAACGUGGUCUCUGGGCUAUCAAGGCCAAGAACGGUGGUGUCUUCCCUCGACACGAUGCUAAGCCGGCGGCACCGAAACCUGAAGAAAAGGCUCCCAAGUUCUAUCCCGCAGAUGAUGUCAAGAAGCCCCUCAUUAACAAGCACAAGCCUAAGCCUACUAAGCUCAGGGCGAGCAUCACUCCAGGAACUGUUCUGAUUAUACUCGCUGGAAGAUUCAAGGGGAAAAGAGUUGUUUUCCUGAAGCAACUUCCAUCUGGAUUGCUUCUCGUUACUGGUCCAUUCAAGAUCAAUGGAGUUCCUCUACGGCGUGUUAACCAGUCAUAUGUGAUUGCGACCUCCACCAAGGUUGACAUUGCUGGUGUUAAUGUGGAGAAAUUUGGUGACAAAUACUUUGCCAAGGAAGUUAAGAAGAAGAAAAAGAAGGGGGAAGGCGAAUUCUUUGAAGCAGAAAAGGAGGAAAAGAAGGCACUUCCACAGGAGAAGAAAGAUGACCAAAAGGCGGUGGAUGCUCUUUUGAUUAGUGCCAUCGAAGGAGUUCCAGACUUGAAGGCUUACUUGGCUGCGAGGUUCUCUCUUAGUUCAGGCAUGAAACCUCAUGAGCUUGUCUUCUAGAGGGAACAUUUGCAACCCAUUAGGACUGAUUUCCAGCCUUCUUAGGUGUAUCUUAAUUUUUUGUUGCCAGAAGUGAGGUUGUUCUUUCUUGUUUUUGGACAUCGAGAUCUCAUUUUAGUGUUAGCCUUGCAUUGUGUAAUGUUUUAUUUAAAUCAAUUUGAUCUAUUAUGUUAACAUGGAGUUUGAUUAUGCUAGCGAUUUAAUGAAAUAUAUACUUUUUUGAGCUUCUUA
Macadamia integrifolia is the source of this 1025-nucleotide messenger RNA. RefSeq names its product 60S ribosomal protein L6-like. The record is from RefSeq and is a predicted model, not a curated record. Gene Ontology annotation, molecular function: RNA binding; structural constituent of ribosome. Gene Ontology annotation, biological process: cytoplasmic translation; ribosomal large subunit assembly. The transcript is spliced from 4 exons. NCBI's taxonomy places the organism in Eukaryota, Viridiplantae, Streptophyta, Magnoliopsida, Proteales, Proteaceae. Bases 93 to 794 code for a protein of 233 amino acids. Gene Ontology annotation, cellular component: ribosome; cytosolic large ribosomal subunit.